AUGAAGACUGACUCACAAAAAGAAAGAUUUAAGACUGACUCACAACAAGCAAGAUUUAAGACUGACUCUCAACAAGAAAGAUUUAAGACUGACUCACAACAAGGAAGAUGUAAGACUGACUCUCAACAAGAAAGAUUUAAGACUGACUCUCAACAAGAAAGAUUUAAGACUGACUCACAACAAGAAAGAUUUAAGACUGACUCACAACAAGACAGAUGUAAGACUGACUCACAACAAGGAAGAUGUAAGACUAACUCGCAACAAGAAAGAUGUAAGACUGACUCUCAACAAGAAAGAUGUAAGACUGAAUCGCAACAAGACAGAUGUAAGACUGAAUCGCAACAAGACAAAUAUGUAAGACUGACUCACAAACAAGAAAGAUUUAAGACUGACUCACAACAAGAAAGAUUUAAGACUGACUCUCAACAAGACAGAUGUAAGACUGAAUCGCAACAAGACAGAUGUAAGACUGACUCUCAACAAGAAAGAUGUAAGACUGACUCUCAACAAGAAAGAUGUAAGACUGACUCUCAACAAGAAAGAUGUAAGACUGACUUUCAACAAGAAAGAUGUAAGACUGAAUCGCAACAAGACAGAUGUAAGACUGACUCUCAACAAGAAAGAUGUAAGACUGACUCUCAACAAGAAAGAUGUAAGACUGACUCUCAACAAGAAAGAUGUAAGACUGAAUCGCAACAAGACAGACAAAGAUGUAAGACUGACUCACAACAAGAAAGAUGUAAGACUGACUCACAACAAGAAAGAUUUAAGACUGACUCUCAACAAGCAAGAUUUAAGACUGAAUCGCAAAAGAAAGAUUUAAGACUGACUCUCAACAAGAAAGAUGUAAGACUGGCUCUCAACAAGCAAGAUGUAAGACUGACUCACAACAAGCAAGAUGUAAGACUGAAUCGCAACAAGACAGAUGUAAGACUGAAUCGCAACAAGACAGAUGUAAGACUGAAUCGCAACAAGACAGAUGUAAGACUGAAUCGCAACAAGAAAGAUGUAAGACUGAAUCGCAACAAGAAAGAUGUAAGACUGACUCACAACAAGCAAGAUGUAAGACUGACUCUCAACAAGAAAGAUGUAAGACUGACUCUCAACAAGCAAGAUGUAAGAUUGACUCACAACAAGCAAGAUGUAAGACUGAAUCGCAACAAGACAGAUGUAAGACUGAAUCGCAACAAGACAGAUGUAAGACUGAAUCGCAACAAGACAGAUGUAAGACUGACUCACAACAAGCAAGAUGUAAGACUGAAUCGCAACAAGCAAGAUGUAAGACUGACUCUCAACAAGCAAGAUGUAAGACUGACUCACAACAAGCAAGAUGUAAGACUGACUCACAACAAGAAAGAUUUAAGACUGACUCUCAACAAGCAAGAUUUAAAGACUGACUCUCAACAAGCAAGAUUUAAGACUGACUCGCAACAAGACAGAUGUAAGACUGAAUCGCAACAAGACAGAUGUAAGACUGACUCGCAACAAGAAAGAUUUAAGACUGACUCUCAACAAGCAAGAAUUAAGACUGACUCACAACAAGACAGAUGUAAGACUGACUCACAACAAGAAAGAUUUAAGACUGACUCUCAACAAGCAAGAAUUAAGACUGACUCACAACAAGACAGAUGUAAGACUGACUCGCAACAAGACAGAUGUAAGACUUACUCACAACAAGAAAGAUUUAAGACUGACUCUCAACAAGCAAGAUUUAAGACUGACUUACAACAAGACAGAUGUAAGACUGACUCGCAACAAGACAGAUGUAAGACUGACUCGCAACAAGACAGGUUUAAGACUGACUCUCAACAAGCAAGAUUUAAGACUGACUCUCAACAAGCAAGAUUUAAGACUGACUCGCAACAAGACAGAUGUAAGACUGAAUUCGCAACAAGACAGAUCAAGAAAUUAAGACUGACUCACAACAAGACAGAUGUAAGACUGACUCACAACAAGAAAGAUUUUAAGACUGACUCUCAACAAGCAAGAAUUAAGACUGACUCACAACAAGACAGAUGUAAGACUGACUCGCAACAAGACAGAUGUAAGACUUACUCACAACAAGAAAGAUUUAAGACUGACUCUCAACAAGCAAGAUUUAAGACUGACUUACAACAAGACAGAUGUAAGACUGACUCGCAACAAGACAGAUGUAAGACUUACUCACAACAAGAAAGAUUUAAGACUGACUCUCAACAAGCAAGAUUUAAGUCUGACUCACAACAAGCAAGAUUUAAGACUGACUCGCAACAAGACAGAUGUAAGACUGACUCACAACAAGACAGAUGUAAGACUGAAUCGCAACAAGACAGAUGUAAGACUGACUCACAAUAA
This is a messenger RNA of Ruditapes philippinarum (Manila clam), 2334 nucleotides long. RefSeq names its product caldesmon-like. Bases 1 to 2334 code for a protein of 777 amino acids. The record is from RefSeq and is a predicted model, not a curated record. NCBI's taxonomy places the organism in Eukaryota, Metazoa, Mollusca, Bivalvia, Venerida, Veneridae. The transcript is spliced from 4 exons.